AUGCCGUCUUGCAGUAUUUGCAUUGACCAACUCAACCAGCCGGUCGCUUUGCCCUGUGGCCAUGUGUUCUGCACCGAAUGCGUAUUCCGCGCUGUUAACGCAAUUAAGCCCUAUGCCACCAUACAUCUCUGCCCCACAUGCCGAGCCCCGUACACAACUGUGAACAUCGACCCUGCCCUCAUCCCUGCCCACCUCCGUGCCCAUAUAAUUCCCAGCAUUCGUCGCCUCUACCUUGAUGAACCCAACCCACACAUCGAUUCCUCCAUGGAUACUCCAAAGGCACUAUCCGAAUGUGCCAGGCUUGGCGCUGAAAAUUCUGCUCUGCGGCUGAAUUGUGGGUUGUGGCGACGACGAGCCGAAGUCCAUGCUGCGGCGACGCUUGGUCUUCUAAAUGUGGCUCGCAUAGCUCGAGACAAUGCUCUCCAGUUGAAGCAGGAAAAAGAUGAGCUAGAACGGCGGUACAACGUGUUGAAGAGAAAGAUAGAUGCCGAAGAGUACGUCCCUGUCCUGCUCAUCCCUUUCACCCGUCUCAUUGCUAAUCAAUUUCGACAGGCUGUUUUCAAACUUUUCCCGAGCAUCUCCAUCUUCGACAUCGUCCGCAUCCACUUCGACAACACCUGA
Messenger RNA from Guyanagaster necrorhizus, 621 nucleotides. RefSeq lists its product as uncharacterized. NCBI's taxonomy places the organism in Eukaryota, Fungi, Basidiomycota, Agaricomycetes, Agaricales, Physalacriaceae. The record is from RefSeq and is a predicted model, not a curated record. The transcript is spliced from 3 exons. Bases 1 to 621 code for a protein of 206 amino acids.